Molecule: messenger RNA, 1686 nt
Organism: Vespa velutina
Lineage: Eukaryota; Metazoa; Arthropoda; Insecta; Hymenoptera; Vespidae
Product: probable low-specificity L-threonine aldolase 2
Exons: 4
Coding region: 500-1645 (381 amino acids)
Biological process (GO): glycine biosynthetic process; L-threonine catabolic process
Cellular component (GO): cytosol
Molecular function (GO): L-allo-threonine aldolase activity
Source: RefSeq, a predicted model, not a curated record
AUCGAAGCCUCUCAUUCGUGGAAAAUACGCCAAUGGCUGCAUGACCAUAUUUUUCAUAUUUUUUAUUUCAAUUGCGAAAAUUAUGUUUACAGUUUAUUCGAAUGAUUUUUAUUGUCAUCAAUACAACGUCAAGAAUCAUCGAUCAUAAUUCUACAUCGUAUGAAAUCGUCGAUUAUGUUUUUGACAUUCAUCUAAUUAGCGCUUUACAUUUCGUUAAAGAUAUUCUUUGAUUGGUGCGCUUAACAAAUUGACCAUAUGAAGCGUUAUUUUUUUAUCUUGAAUAAGUAAUCUAUUUUUUAUUACCAAUAAAACAAUACUAUUUCCUUUUUUCUUUUACGUAUAAAAAGUGGCAUCUCUUGUUACAAGUCAAAACUAACAAAGAACUGACGUAAUAAGUAAUAUGUAUAUUCAUUAUUUCCUUCUUUAUUGAAUUCAUUUUGUGGUACGAAAGGCAAUAAGAACUAUCAAAAGAAUUUGUUUAUGAAAAAUAUUAUACAAUAUGUCCGACAUUUCAAAAGGAUACUGGUCUUUCAAGACGUCCGAUUUGGAAAAAAAAUAUACCGUUGUUGACUUACGAAGCGAUACACUUACCAAACCAACUAAAGCUAUGCGAGUUGCUAUGUUCAACGCAGAAGUAGGAGAUGAUGUUUAUGAGGAAGAUCCGACAGUAAAAAAACUAGAAGAAAAAGCUGCAACAUUAAUGGGAAAAGAAGCUGCGCUUUUUGUUACUUCUGGAACAAUGGGAAAUUUAAUUGCCAUUAUGACUCAUUGUGAUAUACGUGGAAGCGAAGCUUAUUGCGGUGAGGAUUCUCAUACAGUUUUACACGAGCAAGGUGGCGCUGCUCAAUUAGGAGGUGUAACUUUAUGUCCUUUACCAAAUAAUCCUGAUGGAAGUUUCGAUCUAGUAUUACUUCGAAAUAAACUUCGUAAGGACAGAUUGCAUGAACCAAUCUCAAAAUUGGUAAUUGUAGAAAAUACAAUUAAUGGUAAGAUCGUACCACAAGAUUGGAUUAUAAAAUUGUCUGAAUUAGCCAAAUCUUGUAAUCUUAAAUUGCAUUUGGAUGGAGCAAGAAUUUGGAAUGUUGUUACGGCAUCUAACGUAUCGGCUAAGGAUCUUGUGUCUGUAUUCGAUUCUGUCACGUUUUGUUUAAGCAAAGGUUUGGGGGCACCGAUUGGUUCCAUAUUAUGCGGAGAUAAAUGUUUCAUUAAAAAAGCUAGAAGAAUACGAAAGGUUUUAGGUGGAGGAAUGAGACAAGUUGGUAUUAUUGCGGCCGCUGGACUCGUGGCUCUAGAGGAAAUCGUACCUUUGUUGAAAGAAGACCAUAAAAGAGCAGCCCUUAUCGCACGAGCGAUCAAUAAUUUAAACUCCGAAAUAUUUACCGUCGAUGAGAAAACUGUACAGACAAAUAUAGUUUUUAUAAAUAUACAUUCGAAAUUUAUUACUUCAAUAAAUUUUGCAGAAAGACUUCAGCAAGUUCAAGAAGAUGAGGAGGAUGAUAAAAUAAUAAUAAAAUGUUUACCUCUAACGAGUACGAUGGUUAGAUUUGUUUUGUACCAUGAAAUUACUGACGCGAUGGUGGAAGCAGUUAUACGUAAAAUCACAUAUAUUAUUAAAUGUAUGGAUGUAAACAAAUCAUCGACAUAAACCUAUUAAAUAAAUAAACGGUGAUCUGAUAUUGUAUUAAA